Sitodiplosis mosellana (orange wheat blossom midge) is the source of this 5700-nucleotide messenger RNA. Its product is annotated as glycogen debranching enzyme. The transcript has 15 exons. Gene Ontology annotation, biological process: glycogen biosynthetic process; glycogen catabolic process. Gene Ontology annotation, molecular function: amylo-alpha-1,6-glucosidase activity; 4-alpha-glucanotransferase activity. The coding region runs from base 650 to 5302 and encodes 1550 amino acids. Lineage: Eukaryota; Metazoa; Arthropoda; Insecta; Diptera; Cecidomyiidae. The record is from RefSeq and is a predicted model, not a curated record.
GAAACUGUCAAAAAGGUCACCUUCACAACCGUUGCAAAUAGAAGUUUUUCUCUCUUACACACACACACAAACUAGUAGCUGCGUCGGUGUUCUGUGUGUAUGUGCAAAGCAGUGGGUUAUAUCACGGGUGUGCGAGCCACAUUUUAGACGGGAUGUGUAUUUGCAAAAGAGUUUGAGCAUAGAUCAAAACAGAUUCAAAUUGUUAUUGUUCGACGUUCAGUGUUGGAUCAAUGAGAUACAACGUCGAUUUGCAGUGUAAAUAAGUUGCAGUGUUGCAAAUUCUCUCAAACAUCAAAUGCGAGUUUGAAUUGAACAAGAAGUCGAUUUAACGGAAUCAUCAUCGCAGCUCAAAAAAUUAAAGCAGUGUUUUGUUUUCUAAUCAGCUGACCGGGUUUUAUUUACGAGACACACACUUUGUUCUGUCACAAGAAGAGAGAGCAAUUUAGAGACGAAUUUCAAUUUCAAUAGUUGAUAAAAGAAUUGAAUUGGUUCUUUUUGGACGGAUUUCUUGCAACAAUUUCAAGAUUAGUAGCAUCAAACAUUGGUAGUUGUCGGUGACGUUUCAUCCUAUAAACUAUUUCAACUGUUUAAUGUGUUCUUCUUUUCGGAUUCUAUUCCACCAACAAAAAAGAGAGCAGCGAUUCAAGUGAUGACGAAAUCCAGCAAUGAUGUGCUUAGCAUCGCUUUGCAACAUGGUGUCAAUGCGGAGGGUCAAUUGUAUCGAUUGAAACGUGGAACCAAAUUGCGACUGGUGCCAGGAGCCAGCCUACUCGGACGAAAUGUUGCCCUGUACUGCAACUAUCCGGUUACAGGUAGCGAUGGUGAUGAAAAAGCCGAAUUUAUUCGCCAUCAAUAUCUACAUUUGAAUUGGUACAGCCGUGAUGGCAAGAAGCUAAGCGACGGUUUGCAUCCAUUCACACAAAUUACGGAUUUGGAUACGCAUUGCGAACUUCAAGUCAAUCGUGCAGGCACGUUUCAUUUUUACUUCACUUAUGAUAACAGCAAUGACCGUCAUAAUAAACGUCAAGGUUCGCUGUACGUUCAAGUCGAACCGAAGAUAAUUGUUGGCGCACAGAAAACUAGCAAAGAAAUCCCAUUGGAUUCAAUCCGCUGUCAAACUGUUUUGGCAAAAUGCCUCGGACCGCUAUCAACAUGGGAAAGCAAAUUGAUUGUAGCCAAAAAUACUGGAUACAAUAUGGUUCACUUUACGCCAAUCCAGGAACUUGGAGAAUCAAGAUCGGCAUACUCACUCAGCCACCAAUUGAAACCGAAUCCAGAUUUCAAUGACUUACAAGUCCAUGGGAAAAUCGUUAAAAAUGUAACAUUUGAAAACAUUGAAAAAUUCGUGAAGAAAAUGCGCACCGAAUGGGGUGUCUCGUCGAUAUGUGAUAUCGUAUUGAAUCACACUGCCAACGAAUCAGAAUGGCUGCAAGAGCACCCGGAUGCUACAUACUCAUGUUUCACUAUGCCACAUUUGCGUCCGGCGUUUUUGUUGGAUGUUGUUUUUGACUUGGUGGCGCGCGAUGUAAAGAAUGGCAAUUUGGAAACUAUCGGUGUGCCAACACUCGUCGAAAACGAAGAUCACAUUCAAGCGCUGCGUCAUCAUAUACACACAACUUACUUGCCAAAGGCCAACCUAGCCCAAUUCUAUCAGUGCAAUAUUGAGAAAUAUGUGUCGUUAUUCAGUGAAAGGAUUCGCACCGGACGACCACCAAGUGCCUCGAGUCCAGUGCAACAAGAAGAUUUGGUGUUGAUUCAAGACUCCGAAUACAAGCGUCUCGGCACGGAAAUUGAUUUUGAUUUGGCUUUGUCCAAGUACAAUGUUUUCCGAACGGACGCAUUCGACGAGGACACCCGUCGGCGCAAGUGUAUCGAAGCGUUCAGAACAAGAUUAGAGUAUUUAAAUGAGGAAGUUCGUCGGGAGAUUGAAGAGUACUUGAACUACGCUGUAGAAAAUGCAUUGGCUGGUGUGCGAUAUGAGCGUGUUCAAGGUGAUGGACCACGUGUGCGUGUCAACGAUAACACUCACCCAUUGUUCAGUCGGUAUUUCACGCCGGACAAAAAAGAUUUGUCAUUCGAUGAAUACGAAAAAUUAAUUUACACCGACAAAGGAAAACAGUUUAUGGCCCACAAUGGCUGGGUCAUGAGUGCCGAUUCACUCAAUGACUUUGCAUUACCUCAACCAAAUCGCGGUAAUGUUUAUAUCAAACGUGAGCUCAUUGCAUGGGGCGACAGCGUCAAACUGAGAUUCGGUGAGCGACCAGAAGAUAGCCCGUACUUGUGGAAUCAUAUGAAAAAGUACGUUGAAACAACCGCUCGCAUUUUCGAUGGAGUGCGUUUGGAUAAUUGCCAUUCGACACCUUUGCACGUCGCCGAAUACAUGCUCGACUGUGCGCGUAGAAUCAAUCCGGAACUGUAUGUUGUGGCUGAACUUUUCACGAAUUCAGAUCACACCGACAACAUAUUCGUCAACCGAUUGGGCAUCACGUCGUUGAUUCGAGAGGCAAUGUCUGCUUGGGAUUCACAUGAAGAAGGGCGUUUAGUGUAUCGAUAUGGUGGAGCUCCAGUUGGUGCAUUCUACAAUAAUCUCAAACGACCACUUGCACCAGGCAUUGCCCACGCUCUGUUUUUGGAUUUGACUCAUGAUAAUCCGUCACCCAUUGAAAAACGAUCUGUUUUUGAUUUACUUCCAUCUGCUGCGUUGGUAUCAAUGGCAUGCUGCGCGACUGGCAGUAAUCGUGGCUAUGAUGAGCUUGUUCCACACCACAUUCACGUUGUCAACGAACAAAGACAAUAUCAAGAAUGGGGAAAUGGUGUUGAUGAAAAAAGUGGAAUCAUUGCUGCUAAACGUGCUCUAAAUCUUUUGCACGGUGAAUUGGCCGAGACGGGAUUCAGUCAAGUGUUUGUCGAUCAAAUGCACACAGAUAUUGUGGCUGUGACUAGACACAAUCCAACAACACAUCAAAGUGUCAUUUUAGUUGCUCACACCGCAUUCAGAAAACCAAAUCCAAACGCAGGACCAACCGGCGUUCGACCAUUGCAAUUCGAAGGCUCGUUGGAUGAAAUCAUCCUAGAAGCUGAGCUCACGCACAAUGGGUCCGGCAAAACAUAUGAUCAAUUCACGAAUUUCGUCAAGAAUGAUAUAUUUAUCAAUGGUCUCGACGAAUACGAGUUGAACGUUAACGAGCAUAUUCCAUUAACUGAAUCGAAUAUAUUCGAUCACAGGUCGUAUCGAGACGGCAAUCGCACCCAGUUGAAUUUUGUGAACUUGAGACCCGGAAGUGUCGUCGCCGUUAGAGUUUCGCUCUACGAAAAGACCAAACCUCAUUUUGCCGAAUUGGAAGAAUUGAUAAAAUCCCUCCGAACUGAAAGUGGUGCCAAAUAUGAGGAAUUGAAAACGAUUAUUUCAAAAUUGAAUUUGAAUGAUUUGAACAAUGCAAUUUAUCGAUGUGAUCAAGAAGAACGUGAUAUGGGCAUUGGGACAGGCAGCUAUAACGUUCCAAAUUACGGAUCGUUGGUCUAUUGUGGAACACAAGGUUUUGUGUCAGUUUUGACAGAAAUCGCACCGAACCACGACCUCGGCCAUCCAAUUUGCGAAAAUUUACGGCAAGGUGAUUGGAUGAUUGACUACAUUCAUCAACGCAUCGCCAAAAAUCCAAACACUGCCGACUUGUCAAAAUGGUUCGCCAACAAUAGUGUCGCUCUGAAACAAAUCCCAAGAUACUUGAUACCUAGCUACUUUGAUGUCAUUGUAACCGGCAUGCAUCAAUUGCUAGCGGACAGAGCCAUCGAAUUAAUGUCACCAUUCAUUCGCAACGGAAGCAGUUUCGUGAAGGAUUUAGCCCUUGGUUCCGUGCAAUGUGUAGCCAUUUCGAAUUCGGCUGAUUUGCCUAAAUUCAGUCCAAAAGUAUCAAAUCCGAAACCAUUGUCUCCAUGCCCAACGCUCUCGGCUGGCUUACCACAUUUUUCGACUGGUUACAUGCGUUGUUGGGGUCGCGAUACAUUCAUCGCAUUACGUGGUUUGCUCUUGUUAACUAGUCGCUACGAUGAGGCUCGCUACAUUAUUCUGGGAUUUGCUGCUUGUCUGCGACACGGUCUCAUUCCAAAUCUUCUGGACAACGGAACGAAACCACGUUUCAAUUGUCGUGAUGCCAUUUGGUGGUGGUUGUACAGCAUCAGAGAUUACGUUUAUGAAGCACCAAAAGGUCAUGCAAUUCUAAAUGAACCAGUAUCCCGUCUGUUCCCAACCGACGAUUCGGAUCCAAAGGCACCUGGCGAAUGUGAUCAACCCCUUCACCAAGUCAUUCAAGAAGCGCUUAACAUACACUUUCAAGGUUUGGUAUUCCGCGAGCGAAAUGCUGGCCAAGAAAUUGAUGCGCAUAUGAAAGAUCAAGGGUUUAACAAUCAAAUCGGUACCAAUCCGAGCACUGGUUUCGUUUUCGGUGGAAACGAAGCAAACUGUGGCACAUGGAUGGACAAAAUGGGAUCAUCAGACAAAUCUGGAAAUCGAGGCGUGCCGACGACACCACGUGAUGGUUCAGCUGUUGAAAUUAUUGGCUUGCAAUAUGCUGGAUUGAGAUUUUUACAAAAAUUAUCCGAAUCUCAGUUAAUACCGUACGAUUCAGUUGAACGUAAUGGCAAAGGUGGAGAAAAAACGGUUUGGUCACUCAAAAAGUGGGCUGAUUUGGUUCAAGCUAACUUUGAAAAAGAAUUCUAUACCACACCUGAAAUGGGCGAUUUGGUAAACAAAGUUGGAAUUUACAAAGAUUCAUUUGGCGCAACACAGGCUUGGGCUGAUUUUCAAUUGAGAUGCAAUUUUCCAAUUGCCAUGGUUGCGUCGCCGGAUUUGUUUGACCCGAAACACGCUUGGCAUGCAUUGGAAGUUGCCAAAAAAUACUUGCUCGGUCCUUUGGGUAUGAAAACUUUAGAUCCAGACGAUUGGAACUAUCGCGGUAAUUAUGACAACAGCAACGAUUCGGAUGAUCCAAAGGUUGCUCAUGGCGCCAAUUAUCAUCAAGGACCGGAAUGGGUAUGGCCAAUUGGUUUCUAUUUACGUGCUCGACUCAUUUUUGCCGAGAAAAACAAUUGCCUAAAGGAAACAGUCGCUGAAACAUAUUCAAUUUUAACGGCACAUUUACGUGAAAUUGAAACGUCACAUUGGCGAGGCUUACCAGAAUUAACAAAUGAAAAUGGUUCCUAUUGCUCAGAUUCAUGUCGAACACAAGCGUGGAGCAUGGCUAACGUUUUAGAGGUGCUUGAUGAUCUGAAUAAAAUUCAAAUUGCUAGCAAGGGCAGCAAAUAAAAAAAAUAAUCAAAUAGUCAAUUUAGAGAGCAAUACCAAACAGAAAAAAUCAUUUAUUGUUAAAAUCAUUAUUGAUAUGUAUUUAUAUGUAAAUAAGUGUUUGUUAAAAAUAUAGAUUUGCAUUGGGAACAACUAAAAAAAAGUCGAAGGAAAGGAACAAAGACACUUAAUGUCGAUUGUGUCAGUUUUUGUCUUAUUUGUAAAAAAUGUCGUUGAAAUCACACAUUAAUCUGAACAAAAAUUGAAUCGAAUCUACAUACCGAAUUUUUUGAGACAGCUAAAUAAAUACUCACUAUUUUUGAGAAUAUUCUAACGAAAAAAUUAUUUUAUUGAAAUAAUUCCAUUUGAUGCUAAUGUUUCUAUUGAAUAUUUUUCUAAAGAAUUUUAUUCGACUACAA